Molecule: messenger RNA, 820 nt
Organism: Penaeus vannamei (Pacific white shrimp)
Lineage: Eukaryota; Metazoa; Arthropoda; Malacostraca; Decapoda; Penaeidae
Source: RefSeq, a predicted model, not a curated record
UUGGGCUGUUUAGGGUGUGCAUACGAUUCAAGAUGUUUGUUCUCGUCCAAGCUCUCGUGGUGUUGUCAGUGUUCGCAGUGUUGGCAGAGCCGACCUUCCACCACCGACGACCUCGCUGCCAACCAAGGGUCAAAUACAUCACCCUAUACGAGACCUUUUACCAACAGGUUCCGGUGUACGAGACUGUGUACAAGGAUAACUACAUUCCCACAACCUUCUACGAUACACAGUACCACACUGAGUACGACACACAGUACUAUGCCCAGUACGUCCCCAAGUACAUCACGGAGACUGUGUACAAAACAGACGUGCAGUACAUCACCCAAGAUAAAUACCACACCGUUUACAAGACCCAGUAUGUCACCAACCCGGUUUACUUGCCCAAAUACGUCACAGAAACCGAAUACAAGACCAAGUAUGUGACUCAGCCCCAGUACAAUACCAUCUACAAUACCGAAUUCGUGCCCAAGUACCUGACGGAGACCCAGGUGAAGUACCAGACCCAGUACCAGACCCAGUUCGUGCCGCAGUACAUCACGGUCACCGAGACCAAACAGCACUACAAGACCUAUUGCCCGGAGUCGUCCUACGGGUCUUAAGCAUCCCUCCAAAUUUUUCCUCUUUUUUUUUGUGUAUUUUUAGAGUUUUCAUUUCUAUUCUCAUUUCCGGAAAAAAUAUCAACGAACAAGUAUACAGUGGUAAUGUGUUGGAUCAAUUGUUUGAUAUUCUUGAUAUUUUUAGAUGAUAACAGAUUGUUGAAAUACUUUAUACGUUGCUUCUUUGUACACCUUUUCUUUUCAUAAAUAAAGGAGUGAAAAAU